Penicillium manginii is the source of this 477-nucleotide messenger RNA. RefSeq lists its product as uncharacterized. Bases 1 to 477 code for a protein of 158 amino acids. The transcript has a single exon. Lineage: Eukaryota; Fungi; Ascomycota; Eurotiomycetes; Eurotiales; Aspergillaceae. The record is from RefSeq and is a predicted model, not a curated record.
AUGUGGAAGAGCCUCAUUUCCACUAGCCAGCAGGCGACUCGUGCAAACCCCCGCAAUUCUGUCGCAGCACUUUGCAUAGCCCCGUCGGCCACGAGCGGUCGCCCCUUUAGUGCCAUUUCUCAGCUCCAUAAAGACAGUCCCCCCGAUAUCGACCGCGAAGAACUCAGGCCCGAGCGAUCAGAAGUCACCAAGUCUGGGACUGACAAUGAAAUCGCUCAUCAUGAUUCCGCAUUUGACCCGUCGAAUACUGCCCCGGAAAGCGAACUUGCUGCGACAGAACAGGAGAGCGGGUCGACGAAUGUGAAAGGCACACUCGACAUGAGCCCCGCGAACAAGGAUGUGAGUGCAUGGCGGGGACCAACUGAAGGUGGUCCAGAUAGGAAUCUUGAUCGAGGAGUUUCAAGCAAGAGGGGCACGCCGAAUAAGAGUCGGACGAUCCAUGUCAAAGAGGAUGGGACGCAUGUAUCGUAUCGAUAG